Jaculus jaculus (lesser Egyptian jerboa) is the source of this 1151-nucleotide messenger RNA. It is a transcript of the gene Tex26, whose product is annotated as testis expressed 26. Gene Ontology annotation, cellular component: cytoplasm. The record is from RefSeq and is a predicted model, not a curated record. The coding region runs from base 85 to 993 and encodes 302 amino acids. Lineage: Eukaryota; Metazoa; Chordata; Mammalia; Rodentia; Dipodidae. The transcript is spliced from 8 exons.
GCAUCACAAAGGAGCAACCCACAGCCCUCUGCACAGGCUACAGGAGUCCUGCUGGUCUCCCCUGGCUGGUGACUGCCUAUUGGGAUGGCCCAGGCUGGGCCCCAAGCCCCCCACCCCUGUGAGCCCAAGCUCUCAUCAACAGGUGACACCAGCUGGGAUUCCUACGCCACCACGAUGAAGACGGCCUUCACAGCUAAAACAGGGGCGGUACCAGCGUUAUUACGUCCAAAAGGAAUCCGAAGAUUAGGGUAUGCAUACUCGCUUGGCGACCCUAUUCUGAACCAGACACAUUACAAUGAUGAGUAUUCUUGGAAAUCCCAUUCUAAAGAAAACCUCAUCAGAAGUGGAUCUUCAAGAGUCAUAAAAGAUCACCAGUUUCAUCCCGAUCAGGACUUCUUCCGAUGGACACUCCCUAAAAGGCAAACAAGUCACCACCUCCCUUGGAAAAUCCCUCUUUCCAUGGAAAAAGUUAGGGAGGCAAUAGCAAACCAGUUUGUUUCUCAGACAAAGAGAGAUUUUGUGGACGUAGCCCAAGCUGAAAAGAUUAAGGAAAGUUCCCAAAAGUUUCCAGACUGGAAAGAAUCUCUGCCCCGACCUCUGGACACAGAAUUUCGGACCCAUUACCAAGUUCCAGCCAAAAUCCCUGAGCUUCAGGACUUCAGUUUCAAGUACGGAUGCUAUGCAAGCCUGCCAGUUGCCUCCCAGGGCUUAGUCCCCUCGGUACUGCGCAGCUAUAUGAAGAAUCAGGAGCACACGAAGAAACAGAGCACAUACCAACACGACUAUGGGAAGGCCUACCUGGACAUCCUGAUGUUCCUGAACUCCUUCACCCCCUCUCAAAUCAACAAGUACCUGCACAGUGUUUCCUACGAAGGUCCACCAGGGAUGUGGAAAGGCUCUCAGAGGAGAUGUCCUUCCAAACAAAGUGUCACAAAAGAACUCUGCAUGACAAGACAGAAGAAUUCUGGAUCGUUUCAUUCGUUCUCAUUGUGAUAUUGAUGGGGAAAGAAGUGAAAAUGGGAAAAGAGGUCAGAUGAAGAGAAUCUGAAAUCAGUGGAUCUACUGGGGUCUGCCUAAUUGGUGAUUUUCUUAAUAAUCAAGCCAAAUAAGGCAGAAAUUCUCUUCAAAUAAAUUGUAGUAGUCAUAAGUUU